AUGGGUGUAUUAGAUAUUUACAAGAGAGCAGGAAACCAAGCUGUGGAGCUAAACCCACCUAUGGCUGGGAUGGAUAUCCACAUCACAGAGCAUGGUUCAGAUUGGUUAUGGGCAGCUUUUUCCUUGUUUGCAUUUUUUGCUGUUACUCAUUGUAUUGCUUACGCCAUCACAAGUUAUAAGACAAAUGGGUUGAAAAAGGUAUUGUUGGCUAUCCCAAUAUUUAUCAACGUUGUUAUGUCAGUUGCAUACUUUACAUACGCAUCAAACUUAGGUUACGGAAUGCAAGUUGCUGAAUUUAAACAUGUUUCAACAGACCAAGGUUUGUAUACUCGUCAAAUCUUCUAUGCAAAGUUUAUUGGUUGGUUCUUAUCUUGGCCAUUCGUUUUGACUUUAUUUGGAAUUAUUACUCAUACCACUUUGGCAGACGACCAAGCCGAUUUGAUCAAAAGAGCCCUUGAAGUUAUUUCCAGUAUCUUUGUGAGAUUUAUUGCAACUGAAGUGUACGUAUUGGGUUUGUUGAUUGGUAUUUUGAUUCACUCAACUUAUAAAUGGGGUUACUUUACCUUUGCUGUUGUUGCUCAAUUGUUCACCAUGUACUUGAUUUGUGUUGAUUUGCACCGUAGCUUUAGAUCAGCAAACUACAGUCUUCCAGGUAACUUGUUGAUCAUCUUUGAAAUUGUUGUUUGGAUUUUGUACCCAGUAUGUUGGGGUUUAUCUGAAGGUGGUAAUGUUAUCCAGCCAGAUUCCGAAGCUGUAUUUUACGGUAUUUUGGACUUGAUCACAUUUGGUAUCUUGCCAAUUAUCUUGACUUGGCUUGCUAUUGCUCAAGUUGAUGAACAAUACUUUGCCAAGAUUUGGGCUUUCUAUGUCAAUGGUGCCGAAUCGGAUCCUUUAAAUGAAAAAGUCGGUACAACACCAAGACACUCAGGUGAUACUGCAGUUCCACCAAGCGGUGUUCCUGAAGAAGCUACAACUGAAGUUUAA
Lodderomyces oxycetoniae is the source of this 984-nucleotide messenger RNA. Its product is annotated as opsin family protein. The record is from RefSeq and is a predicted model, not a curated record. Lineage: Eukaryota; Fungi; Ascomycota; Pichiomycetes; Serinales; Debaryomycetaceae. Gene Ontology annotation, cellular component: plasma membrane; endoplasmic reticulum. The coding region runs from base 1 to 984 and encodes 327 amino acids. The transcript has a single exon.